AUUUAUCUUCGUUACAAGCUUAUCAUGAUUCCAUUUGGAUUUACAUUAUGAACGAUGCGUGACGUACACUAUUCUAUGAAUAUGUUAAUGGCUGCGCUAGUCAGUAAAUUCGGAUCAUGUACAUUGUUAUAUUUUUGUUAAUUUCACACGGUGUGGUAAUGUCCACAAAGAAGAUAUAGUUUCAGACGUGUAAUUGAGAGAAUGUGAUCGAUAAUAUGAUAGAAUUUAUCAAGCAAUUAUCACUGCCUUCAUCAUGAGCACGAACGAUGAUGUAAGACAAAUUUUAAAAAUGAAAAAAAAUUCACUUAAUUACCGUAUAGAGGCUCGACUUCGAGGAAUUCUCAUUGUUAUCAAACAAAUAAUUACUUCAAUCUAUACAUUUUUAUUACGAUAUUAUUGUAAUUUGUUGAUAAUGUAGCUUACUUGAGAGAGAGAGAGAGAGAGAGAGAACAAAAACAAAGUAAAAUAACAUAUCAGACGCACAAGGCUCUUGCCUUGUGAGGUACAUAAUGUUUCCUUAAGUCCCUUCAUAGAUUAAAUAUCAUUCAAGCGGGUUAAUCCAGCUAUAAUUUUUCAGAUAAAUGGUACAGAUUCAAAUAUGUAUAAAUAGUGGUGUAUCUGUCGAACGUUUCGCCGACUUUAAGAGUCGAAUUAAAUUGACGCCAUGUAUAUCGUCAUAUGUUCAUAGAGGCACGAAAGGUACAAUGACUGAUCCAGAAGAGAUAAAAAUGGAUCAAAAACAAAUUAAUGGAAUCAGUGUAGAUGUUGAAUCGGAUAUAAAAGGGAUUGCUAGAACCGAUAAAAGGACACCAAGGAUUACAGCAAGAAAUGCCAAUUUCUUCGAGUUAUUGGGGAACUUCGUUAUGAUCUAUUGGAAAUCGAUUAUAAUCGUACUAUGGCCUAUUGUUUUGCUACCACUGCUAAUAUACACAGAUCACACGAUGUACCGAUGUUUAUACACAGUAGGCGUGAUGGCGAUGUACUGGGUCACGGAGGUUCUGCCAUUACCGGUCACCGGCCUCAUACCGAUUUUCCUCUAUCCGCUCUUGGGUGUAAUGAGCACGUCGGACACGUGUAAAUGUUAUAUUAACGACACAACGAUGAUGUUUGUAGGAAGCCUGGUAAUCGCGGUAGCGAUCGAGCAUUCUGGCGUGCACAUGAGGGUUGCCCUGAUUAUUAUCAGGAUUAUUGGCUGCAGUCAUCGAAAAUUGAGUUUGGGCUUGUUUGUUGUGACAAUGUUUAUUUCAAUGUGGAUAUCCAACACUGCUGCUACGGCUAUGAUGCUGCCGAUCGUCAAAAAAGUUCUUACGGAAUUGGAAACACAAGGGUUAGGAAAAAUGUUCGAAGAAGAAAAGGACGAAGAAGAAUCGGAACCAAAAAAGAAACCAACAAAGCUGACAAUGUCGUACUACAUGGGUGCAGCGUACGCCUCGUCAAUAGGUGGAAUCGGUACACUUGUGGGUAGUGGUACGAACCUCACAAUGAAAGGAUUAUACGAAGCACGAUUUUCUAAGGGUCCAGGUCUCAAUUUCGCUGCUUGGAUGGUAUACGCAGUGCCAGCGAUGCUCGUCAUAGGCGUACUGACCUGGCUUUGGCUGCAAGUACUUUUUAUGGGUCUGUUUCGCAAAAAUAGCAAAGAUGCCAAGGCUGUUAACAUUGGCGAGGAAGGCGAACGUAUUGCUGCUCGAGUCAUCGACAGCAAGUACAAAGAAUUGGGACCAGUCAGUUGGCAUGAAGGAUCUAUCGCAUUUCUUUUUAUUUUGAUAGUGUUACUGUGGUUUUUCCGGAAACCUGAUUUUAUUCUUGGUUGGCCAAUUUUUAUUACCAAUCAAGAAGUGAAAGACUCAACAGCGGCAAUUGGUUUGAUAAUUCUGUUGUUUAUCAUACCAGCACGCUUAGAUUUUUUCCGGGCUUUCAGUUCUGAUCCAGAUCGACGUCCUAUCAAACCUGCACCAGCUUUGAUCAGCUGGAAAAUAAUCAAUGAAAAAAUGCACUGGGGAUUAAUGUUUGUUCUUGGGGGUGGUUUUGCCAUAGCAGCUGGUAGUCAAAAUUCUGGUUUAUCAAGAAUGCUUGGAGAGGCCUUGAGUGGACUGAAAAGUAUGAAUCCUAUUUGGAUCAUGAUAAUUGUUUUUAUAUUCUGUGAAACAGCUACUGAACUCACAUCAAAUGUAGCAGUAGCUAAUAUUAUUUUGCCUGUCUUAGCAGAAAUGUGUGUUGCUAUCAAAAUCCAUCCAUUGUAUUUGAUGGUACCUGCAACACUUGGCUGUUCAUUUUCAUUUCAUCUUCCAGUAGGUACACCACCGAAUGCAAUUGUUAGUGCUGCUGGAAAAAUUCCUACAAAGAACUUGAUUAUUGCUGGAUUUGGACCUAGUAUUAUAACAGCAAUAUUUACAGUGGGGACAUUUGCUACUUGGGGAGUAUAUAGCUUUGGAUUACACGAAUUUCCCAGUUGGGCAACUUUAUAACAAAUUUUUUAUGAUUUAAAAUGAUUUUUAUAAGAAAUAUUAUUUUUUAUAAAAGAUAGCAUGCAUGCAA
Messenger RNA from Trichogramma pretiosum, 2535 nucleotides. RefSeq names its product protein I'm not dead yet-like. The record is from RefSeq and is a predicted model, not a curated record. The transcript is spliced from 10 exons. Gene Ontology annotation, biological process: citrate transport; monoatomic anion transmembrane transport. Bases 582 to 2465 code for a protein of 627 amino acids. Gene Ontology annotation, molecular function: succinate transmembrane transporter activity; citrate transmembrane transporter activity. NCBI's taxonomy places the organism in Eukaryota, Metazoa, Arthropoda, Insecta, Hymenoptera, Trichogrammatidae. Gene Ontology annotation, cellular component: membrane.